This is a messenger RNA of Phlebotomus papatasi, 2532 nucleotides long. RefSeq lists its product as uncharacterized. Bases 463 to 2433 code for a protein of 656 amino acids. The record is from RefSeq and is a predicted model, not a curated record. The transcript is spliced from 4 exons. Lineage: Eukaryota; Metazoa; Arthropoda; Insecta; Diptera; Psychodidae.
AGUCACAUUUGCACUUUCCCCGGGUCGACUGGUCAAAGUUCUUCUGAAGAAACAUUUCAUUUAGUUUGUUUGUGUUUUUGCCCUGAGAAGAGAAAAAAAAACAACACCCCAUCCUCCCUCUGUCUGCAUAUUUCACGCAAAUUUGCCAUCCAGCUGGGAUCACACUAUAAGUUCCUUCCUCUCGAAAAUCCUUGCAAACGCCUCACCCAAUUAUGUGUGAACAAGAAAGAAAGUGAGGGUUGGAAUUUACAAAAAAAAUAAGAGAGACAUUGUGUGAAAAAGGGGGUGAAAAUGACUCUUUUUCACCGUCUACGUCAAUUAGUCUUGGACAGCAGCUGCUGGCAGUAAUCUGUGAAAAAUUCUUCCGCAGAAAUGCCCAUUAAAAACAUUUCUCAGUGAUUCUCAGAAGUGGAAGUAAUUGGAGGAAACCUGCAACGAAAGCAAAAAUUGAUCAAAUACAAAAUGACGGUUGUGAAAGUGUUGGAAGGUCGGCAGAGUUUCAUGAAACUCUUGCUGAUUUUCACCCUAGCUGUGGCACUUAUUUUCUACUUUUUCAAUGUGGAAACCCUCAAGUCUUCCCAACUCUACACGAGACUCCUACGCUUUACAGGAGAUCCUCUCGAUGAUAUAGAUCCCGAAAGUGAAGCGUACUUUGUGAAUACAGUGGGCUGUAAAAUGCCCAAAUUUCCCAUUUUUGACACCCACAUUCAGCGAUUUAUCACUGAUCCAGCUGAAAUUCAUUGCUCAGCGGGCAUUACGGCAUCCAAUGGAACUCACAUCUGGAUCCGGCUGAAUGCCAGUGAGCUCCAGUCACUAUACAACGUCACCGAUCCCACUCUUCUCUCCUGCUACUAUCAGUCAUUUGCGCGGAAGAGCGAUAUGUGGAUCAAGUUUCAGCAUGAAGUGACGCCAAUCGUGUUCGGAGAGCGUCACCGGGUAUCCCCUGGGGAGGAAUUCGUCAAAGUGACGUGCGACAACUUUGGCCUGGGUGAGAUCUAUCAGGACUUUCACUACUUCGUGCCCCACCGGACAGCCCCUGGGGAUGCUGUACCACGCGCCAGUAGGCGGAAAGUGAAUGUUAUCGUCAUUGGUAUUGACAGCGUCUCCCGGCUCAAUUUUCGACGCCAACUCAAGAGAACCACGCGAGUCCUGCUGGAGGAACUUGGCGCCAUUGAGAUGGAGGGAUACAAUAAGGUUGGGGACAACACAUAUCCCAAUUUGGUACCAGUACUCUCUGGCUUGGAUGCCUCUGAGUUGGAAUCUCUCUGUAUGCCAGAUAAGAAUUCCACGUACGAUAGUUGCCACUUCAUUUGGAAGAACUUUGCAAAAAGAGGCUAUUUAACGGCUUUCGCAGAAGACAUUGGUUACCUGGGUUUGUUCAAUUACUUCAAGAAGGGCUUUCGAAAUCAGCCCACUGACUACUAUACUCGACCCUUAAUUACGGCUAUGGAACGUCAGAUUGCUUACCGGAAAGUGGGCAAUGUGUACCUGUGUUAUGGCAGCAAGACUCCUUUUGAGAUCCUCUUUGACUAUAUUCGGAAAUUUGUGCAUAGUCUGCAGCAGAGGCAUAUUUUUGGCUUCUUCUGGACAUCUUCCUUCACACAUGACUAUCUCAAUAUGCCCAAGUUAAUUGAUGGUGAGAUUGUCAAUUUCCUGAGGCAUCUCAAUGAUGAAACUCUUCUCAAUGACACUGUCCUGAUUCUCAUGAGUGAUCAUGGAUUACGAUGGGGAAGCUUCAGGAGUACGUAUCAGGGAAUGAUGGAGGAACGGCAGCCGUUCAUGUACUCAAUCUUCCCAAAAUGGUUUUACACGGACUUUCCACGAGCCAUGCGUCACUUCCGGCGCAAUUCACGCCGCCUUACGUCACACUUUGACCUGCACGAGAUGCUGCGUGAUUUAAGUCGUCUGGAGCAACUGGAAGAUGUUGCAAUUGACGCUCGAGCGGCUGAUCUUGCCACAGCUGAUCCUCUUCCGCGUGGAAUCAGUCUCUUCCUACCUAUUCCUGCCACGCGAACCUGUGAUGCAGCUGGUAUCCUGCCGCAUUGGUGCACGUGCCAUGAGAAACAGACAGUGCCAACUAUUGAUCAGGGUGUUCUGCGAGUGGCUCGUUUUGUGCUGCGAGAUCUCAAUGACAGACUCGCAGAGGCCCCUCAAUGUGCACAUUUGCAUCUAAACUCCAUUCUCGAGGCCACAAGGGCUACUCUGACAGCCGAUGCGGCCUUUAGAGUCCCAAGUGCUGGGCAAAUGUUCGAUCUGACGGUAAGGUUGAGAACAAAGCCGGGAAUGGGGGAGUUUGAAGCGACAGUGAGGGUCAAAACGGAUGAGGAUAUGGAACUGACGGGACCUAUAAGCCGAACUAAUCUGUACGGUAGGCAGAGUUCGUGCGUGAAUGAUCCCCAACUGAAACUUUACUGCUACUGUGGCCGACAUUGAGACUUUUUUGUACCAAAGACCGCAAAGACCAUAACUAUGUAAUAUUGUAAUCUUUUUCUUAAUCCCUCGAAACAAGCAUUAAAUUAGCUAUUUAUCAAA